Molecule: messenger RNA, 804 nt
Organism: Budorcas taxicolor (takin)
Lineage: Eukaryota; Metazoa; Chordata; Mammalia; Artiodactyla; Bovidae
Gene: DPH6
Product: diphthamine biosynthesis 6
Exons: 9
Coding region: 1-804 (267 amino acids)
Biological process (GO): protein histidyl modification to diphthamide
Molecular function (GO): diphthine-ammonia ligase activity
Source: RefSeq, a predicted model, not a curated record
AUGAGGGUGGCAGCUCUGAUCAGUGGUGGGAAGGACAGCUGUUAUAAUAUGAUGCAGUGCGUUGCUGCUGGGCAUCAGAUUGUUGCUUUAGCAAAUCUAAGACCUGCUGAAAACCAAGAGGGGUCAGAUGAACUGGAUAGCUACAUGUAUCAGACAGUAGGUCAUCAUGCCAUUGAUUUGUAUGCAGAAGCGAUGGCUCUUCCCCUCUAUCGCCGUACCAUAAGGGGAAAGAGCAUGGAUACGGGACCAGUGUACACCAAAUGUGAAGGUGAUGAAGUUGAAGAUCUCUAUGAGCUUUUGAAACUUGUUAAGGAGAAAGAAGAAGUAGAGGGAAUAUCAGUAGGUGCUAUACUCUCUGACUAUCAGCGUGUUCGAGUAGAAAACGUGUGUAAAAGGCUUAAUCUCCAGCCUUUAGCUUACCUUUGGCAGAGAAACCAGGAAGAUUUGCUCCAAGAGAUGAUAUCAUCUAACAUUCAAGCAAUCAUCAUCAAAGUAGCAGCUCUAGGUUUAGAUCCAGAGAAGCAUCUUGGAAAAACCUUGGAUCAAAUGGAGCCCUAUCUCUUAGAGCUUUCUAAGAAAUAUGGAGUCCAUGUUUGUGGAGAAGGUGGAGAAUAUGAAACAUUCACUUUGGAUUGCCCUCUAUUUAAGAAGAAAAUAAUUGUAGAUUCAUCAGAAGUAGUCACACAUUCAGCUGAUGCAUUUGCACCUGUGGCUUACCUACGCUUUUUAGAAUUGCACUUGGAGGACAAGGUGUCCCCAGUACCUGACAACUGCAGAACAUCUAAUUAUAUACAUAACUCUUGA